Messenger RNA from Heterostelium album PN500, 1002 nucleotides. Its product is annotated as lipase family protein. The record is from RefSeq and is a predicted model, not a curated record. The transcript is spliced from 3 exons. The coding region runs from base 1 to 1002 and encodes 333 amino acids. NCBI's taxonomy places the organism in Eukaryota, Evosea, Eumycetozoa, Acytosteliales, Acytosteliaceae. Gene Ontology annotation, biological process: lipid metabolic process.
AUGUUAAAAAUAAUUAUUUGUUUAUUUUUUAUUAUGCAAUUGGGCAGUCACUUCAAAGUAUCUGCCCAAACACCACUUACCAAUGCUCAAUGGACUCUUGCCUAUAACUCUUUGGUUAUGAGUUAUGCCUCCUAUUGUUCCUUAGACCAAAUUAAUUCAUGGGGAUGUCCAACUGGUAUCUGUCAAAGCAGUGUAACUGGUGGAUUUUUCAACACUGGAAAUUUCCAUGUCGCUAGUGCCAAUCUCUCAGAAGUAAUUAUUGAGGAGAGCCCUAUCCCAGGACUACCAGAUAGCAUUUUUACUGAUGUUGUCCAUUAUGUUGCUAUUCAAGGAAGUCAACAUUUCCUUGUAUUUAGAGGAUCUAACAAUACUGAGAACUGGGCAGAAGACUUUUUCGUCACUCACUCUACAUAUAUUUACCCAGACGGUACCGAUUCUCCAUACAAAGUAGAGUCUGGAUUUAACUUUGUUUGGAACAAUCUCAAAGACGAUGUAGUUUCUCAACUUACCAGAGCUGGUUGCAUUGGAAAUUGCGACCUUGUUAUUACUGGUCAUAGUUUGGGUGGUGCAAUCUCAACUCUUGCUGCAUUCUAUUUGAGUCAACUCAAUCCAGGAUGGACCAUUUCUGUUAGAACAUUCGGAUCACCUCGUGUUGGAGAUGCCGCUUUCGCCACAGCUUACAACAAUGAAGUCAUUAAUACCUUUAGAUUUGUCAACUAUCAAGAUUCAAUCCCACAUCUUCCAUUCGAGUGGGGUACUGACUACAUCCAUGUAAACACUGAGAUCUGGAUCUCGACCAACCAAACUGGUACUCCAUUCAGCAUUCCACCACCAGCAGCAGUCUAUUGUCCAACAACUGAAGAUCCAAGCUGCAGUGACAGUGUUCAUAUUAAUAUUUGGUCAAUUCUAAACAUGAAUGAAUUCCUCUACUUCCACAGAAGAUACUUUGGUAACGACUUGGAAACUUUCUGUACCGGAUGGACACCAGCUAUUACCAUUUAA